Molecule: messenger RNA, 3024 nt
Organism: Trifolium pratense (red clover)
Lineage: Eukaryota; Viridiplantae; Streptophyta; Magnoliopsida; Fabales; Fabaceae
Product: protein ROS1C-like
Exons: 18
Coding region: 1-2805 (934 amino acids)
Biological process (GO): base-excision repair
Molecular function (GO): DNA N-glycosylase activity; 4 iron, 4 sulfur cluster binding; DNA demethylase activity
Source: RefSeq, a predicted model, not a curated record
AUGUGCUUGCUUGAUUAUACAGGUGAAGAUGUCGAAUUAUGUCCACCAUCGUCUUCAAAGAAAAGAAAGAAUAGCCAAAAGGAUGUUAAUGAUGAGCUGCAAAAACCAGUUAAAAGGAGGAAAUAUCGGCCCAAAGUGGUGUCUCAAGUUCCCAAAAGAACAAAAAAAUCCCAGCCUAAAAGCAACAACACUCCAAGACCUGCAACUCCGAAGCAAUUGAAAACUUAUGUCAGAAGAAAGACUCCUAAGCCCAAAGUGGUGUCUCAAGUUCCCAAAAGAACAAAGCAAUCCCAGGCUGAAAGCAACAACACUCCAAGACCUGCAACUCCGAAGCAAUUGAAAACUUAUGUCAGAAGAAAGACUCCCAAGUGUCAGCGACCAUUAUUUGUUGAUGGAGAUAACAAUUCUCUUCCAUUUUUGGAAAAUUUCAACCAUUCAAAGGUUGAACAGGAUGAAAUUGAGACUUCAUUGUCAUGUUUAACUCUAGUUAAGCGGAAAAAAGUUAGAAGCCAAAUAAUACAAUUGGUAAAACUCUUGACUCCUUCCGCAAAGGGGAAGAGGUCAACAAAUUUUAUCAGGAAGAGAAGAUGUUGGACAGAUUUGUGUGACGGAAUGUCUAGAACUAGUAGAAAAAUGGAAUCUCUUAUCAAGAGAAUUGUUUCUUUGAAGAAACAAAAACAUCUAAAGCCCAAUAAGCUAGUUGCUCGCAAAAAAUCGGGAGAAUUAGUUUUGUAUAAAAAAAAAAUUAGAGUUGACGUAAUACUUGAUGAAGAGACGUUAAGAGUAUCGAAUUUGCUUCUUGCUGAAAGAGGACACCAUGAACCUAAUCAAAGUGAUGAACAGAAGCAGUAUUGGAAGGUGACAAGGGAUUUCUAUCAGAAAAGGUUUAAUAUGUUCUUACAUCGAAUGUGUCUCAUCCAAGGUGACAGACGAUUCACACCGUGGAAAGGUUCUGUUUUGGAUUCUAUGGUUGGAGUUUUCUUAACUCAAAAUGUGUCUGACCAUUUGUCAAGCAAUGCAUUUAUGGCACUUGCUGUGAAGUUCCCUCUCAAAUCAGUUAGCUGUGGACAAAGCAACAAUCUAUUUCUUUCAGCUCCUAAAGUUGACAGCGAAACUGAAAAUAAUUCAUGUCCCAUGGAGAAAAACUUAAACUCUUCCGAAGUUAGCCGUGAACGAACCAACGUUGAAGAGAUUGAAGAUCAGGAAGCCAACGAAUGGAGAGAAACUCAUCCUAAUACAAAAAAAAGUAAGAAAGAAGAGAGAGAAGAGGAAAAUAGGAUCCUAUUGGAAAGGAAGAGACAACACUGGGCUGAACUAAGAAAAAAGAACAUUGAAAGUCAUCGACACCGUGAUCAUGGGGAUUCUAUUGAUUACGAAGCAGUAAGAACAGCAAAACCUGAUGACAUUGCUGCAGUUAUUAAUACUCGUGGGCAACAACACAUUAUUGGAGGCAAAAUACAGGCUGCAUUAAACAAGAUAAAGGACUCGGAUGGAAGGAUGGAUUUAGAAUGGCUAAGAAAGAUUGAACCAAAGGAAGUAAAGGAUUAUCUUUUGGACAUAUAUGGAUUGGGAUUGAAAAGUGUGGAAUGUAUAAGGCUUUUAGCUCUUAAACAUGUUGCUUUUCCGGUGGAUGUAAAUGUUGCAAGAAUUGUUGUACGUUUGGGAUGGGUUCCGCUGCAACCAUUACCAGAACAUAUUCAAAUACAUAAUUUAGAGAUUUUUCCAGAUUCAAACAAAAUUCAACAAUUUCUUUGGCCAAGACUAUGCAAGCUUGAUCACGAGACAUUGUAUGAAUUGCAUUAUCAGUUGAUAACUUUUGGAAAGGUUUUCUGCACAAAGAGAAAUCCGAAUUGCAAUUCUUGUCCAAUGAAGGACGUGUGUGAACAUUAUAAAAGUUCUCUUGCAAGGACAAAACUUGCUUUACCGCCCUCAGAUCAAACAAUUGUAUCCAAUGCAUACUCUGAUCUGCUAAGCAACUCUAAAUCAACAUUCAUUACUGAGGAGCGUGAGCCUAUAGUUGAGAUGCCUGCAUCACCAGAACCUGAAGACAUUGCUUUAGAUUUAGAGCUUGAUGAAGAGCUUAAUGAAGUUAAAGACAUUGAGGAUAUUAUGAUAGUCAACCUCAGCAAUCAAGAAUCACCAUGCUUGCCAAAUAUACUUGAUAAUUCUUUUGAAGAGUUUGAUUAUGGCAUGAAUACAUCAUCAGCUAUGGUAUUAAGUCAAGAUGCUGCAAACAUUCCUUUACUAAAAAUGAAAAAUGUUAGCCGCCUGAAAACUGAGCGCUUGGUUUAUGUCCUCCCAGAUAAUCACCCUCUCCUAGCAAAGUGCGCUCCACGAGAACCAGAUGAUCGUUCCCCUUAUCUACUGGUUGUAUGGUUAUCAGCUGAAUUAGAAAGCUCGGAUGAAACAAGCAAGACCGGCUUGCAAGAGGAAGAGAACAGUCAAAGUCAAACCGUUCCUGGAACACUGCUGAUACCAUGCCGAACUGCAAUGAGAGCGCGUUUUCCCUUGAAUGGAACAUACUUUCAAGUCAAUGAGGUUUUUGCUGACUAUGCUUCAAUGAUACAACCAAUCAAUGUUCCUCGAAAUUUGAUAUGGAAUCUAGAGAGACGGAUGACAUAUUUUGGUACCUCGUUUUCAUCAAUAACGAGAGGUUUGUCAAUGGAACAAAUUAAGAACUUGUGUUGGAAAGGGUUCAUUUGUGUGAGAGCCAUUGAUACAAUAACUGGAGCUCCAAGGCCUAUAAUAUCUAUAUUACACCGCAAUACAACAAGUAAAGUUGAAAAGACAAACAAUGAAUCAUAAGUAAUUCAUUUCGGUGUUUAAUGUUAUGAUUCUUCAGUUAUAUUGAUAUUUAAGCAUCAUGUUAUAUACAAUCACUACUAGAAAUAGUGACUGAUUUUGUAGGACCGAAAUAGUGACUAAUCUUGGUGACCGUAAUAGCGACCGAACUCAGAGACUGGCUUAGAGACUGAGUUUACGUCGCAACGAGCGACGCAUUACUCAACACUAAAGUGACUGGUU